AAUUGACAUCAUUUAUUUGUCUUCCACACUGGACUGCGAUAAUGGGCCAUGGACUAUUACUCGAAAGUGUGUCAAUAUUCUUGUGUUGGAACAUUAAUAAUGCGCAAAGGGGAAUUUACUAUGUUUUCAAUUCAUUUUGCACUCUCUUUUACAAGGACAACUUCUGAAUUCUGAAAAAAGAAAGUAAGAGUUCCAAUCAAAUUGAUUUUAAAUAGGAAAGUUUCGAUGUGUCUGUUGCAAUGUUCUGUUUUGGGUUAUUGAGUAAUAUAAAUAUAAUUAACUAUAUUUGUGUUGAGUUGUGCUUAAAAAGAGUGGAACAAUGUGAAGAAUAACCAUAGCAACCAUGGAACACAUCAACAAACGCGGCAAAUUAUCUACCUGAAGAUGGCUACUAUGUGUAAGCCCAGGGUAGGUGGUGGGGUGGUGCUGGUGCGGCGGGUGGUGAAGGCUCCGCCGGACAGCGACAUGUUCCAGGCGGCCACCUCCGGGGACCGUGACUGGCUGCGCCUCAGCCUGAAGCGGGCGCUGUUCCCAACGCAGCUCGACAAACAGGGUCUGACGGUGCUCCACGUGGCCAGCCUACAUGGGCAGUUGGAGUGUAUGAAGCUGCUGUUGACAUCCCAAGUGGUGGACAUAAAUGCCAGCUGCCCCCUGGGCCGCAGACCCAUCCACAUGGUCCUCACUGUCCAGAGCAGACCCCACUCCCAUGCCUGCCUCACCUACCUACUGGAGCACGGAGCCCUGCCAAACGUAGCCACUGACACAGGGUUGACGCCCCUCCACCUGGCUGCCACCGAGGGCCUGUGGGAGUGCACCGAGACUCUAGUGCAGGUGGGGGCAGACACUGGUGCACGAGACAACAGAGGACACACACCUCUAGACCUGGCACGCAUCUGGUGCCACAGAAGGAUUGCCAGGUUUCUGAAGGACUCUAUGUGGCAGAGCGAGAAGAAGAGAGAGAUGGAGAGACGCAGGGCGCUGCAGAACCUUCAGCAGGACCUGUUCAACAUGCACAGGAGGGCCGAGAGCAUAGAGAAGGUGGCGAGACAGAAGUUGAUGGAAGAGAAGGUCACGGCGUGGGCCAAUAAGAAAGGCCUCCCCCUCCUCUGGGCCCAGCCUAGGGCCACGUGGAACCAGGCUCACGCCCACUGCCUCUCCCCAGACCAGAGGCCUCCCAGCCAGGGGCCACAAACCCAGAGGACCAAGGCCUGCCACAGGCAGCGUCCAGGGGCCCCGCCUCGGGAGGCCUGGAACAUCUCCCCCAACCCCUCCAAACCCCCGCCGGCCUCUGUCUCCCGGCCCCAGGGGGUGCGUCUGAGCAGCCAGCCCGAGAGGUCCCCUCCAGAGCCCGAUCUGAGGCGCAGCGUGACCCUCUGCAGGGCCCAUGGGGAUGGACGUCCCCAGUACACUGCCAAGUGGGACGGGUCCCCCCAGUCGGUCCCUAACCUGCCCUGGGAUGUCCUUCAGAGGGGGCUGUUCCCUGCUGCCUUCCCAUCAAGGAUCGCCUCGCCCAGCCACUUCCAGCCCAACCAUGUGCUGGAUCUGCCGCACCUCGGCUGCUCCCCAGGACCCAACACCUCUCCCUGGACAGAGGUGGCCAUGCACCUGGCUGAGGAGCUGGAGCCUGGCCACUACUGACUGGAUGGAGCGGGAGGUAGAAGCUGCCCCUAACCAAUGAUCCAGAGUCAGAUCUCUUUCAUCCCUCUAAUGGUUAAGGCUAGAAUGGCAGGUAGUGUAAUCUGAUCCUAGAUCUGUGAUUGGGGGCAACUUCUACCUUAAGAAGUGGUGAAGAGAUCCACUUUCUCCCAGUCUUACUGUACUGUAAUGGAGAGACACUGUACUGACUACUAUGUCACAAAGCAUCACAGGCUAUUGGACAGUGGUGUUCUGCACAACAUAACAGAUUUUGCAUAUCAGGAGUAUUAUUAUUAUUAUUAAAAGGUGUGAUAUUUGAGAAACAUUACUGGUGGCAUUAAUACUGUA
Molecule: messenger RNA, 1983 nt
Organism: Coregonus clupeaformis (lake whitefish)
Lineage: Eukaryota; Metazoa; Chordata; Actinopteri; Salmoniformes; Salmonidae
Gene: ankrd53
Product: ankyrin repeat domain 53
Exons: 6
Coding region: 385-1638 (417 amino acids)
Biological process (GO): positive regulation of microtubule polymerization; mitotic metaphase chromosome alignment; regulation of mitotic cytokinesis
Cellular component (GO): spindle pole
Molecular function (GO): protein binding
Source: RefSeq, a predicted model, not a curated record